This is a messenger RNA of Acanthopagrus latus (yellowfin seabream), 1001 nucleotides long. RefSeq names its product ependymin-like. Gene Ontology annotation, molecular function: calcium ion binding. Gene Ontology annotation, cellular component: lysosome; extracellular region. Gene Ontology annotation, biological process: cell-matrix adhesion. The record is from RefSeq and is a predicted model, not a curated record. NCBI's taxonomy places the organism in Eukaryota, Metazoa, Chordata, Actinopteri, Spariformes, Sparidae. The transcript is spliced from 6 exons. The coding region runs from base 68 to 736 and encodes 222 amino acids.
UGUGUGUCGUCCCCUGAGAACAGAGCGCUCACACGUUCCCCUCGUCAGGCUCCUAAAGCUCCUCAACAUGAACUUCAUUGGUGUGCUGUCCGGCCUCAGCCUGCUGCUGGCUGCUGCUGUCGCCCAGGACCCCAAACCCUGCGUCAGUCCAGCGCUGAUGUCUGGAGGAAUCACUGUGAUGACUGGUGACGGACAAAUAAGCGACAUAGGAACAGUCAGCUAUGAUUCUUUCGGUCAGAGGAUGCGGGUCAGGAACUACAGGAUCUCCGGCAAUGAGACGUUUGCUGUGGACUGGCUGAUGCUUUACAGUCAGGAAGUCUAUUAUGAGAUCAACUGGAGCAGGUUCUAUUGCAAGAAGAAACAACUGAGUAACUCCUUCGUUCCCAUGCACGUUCCCUCUGAUGCCAAGCUGAUGGGUCAGGUUUUCAUGGGCUCCUCUUCCUCCUGGGGAAUGGGUGUGCUGGUCAACACCUGGUAUGGAGCCCUGCCCCCCAAUGGCUUCUACAGCACUGUCUUCAGUGAGAUUGGCUGCAUCCCUAUGACCUACACUGCCUACACACCAGCCUCAGGAUGGAUCACUAUCAGCACUUACAACUGGGUACUGGGCAACUCAAACCCGAUGGACUACAUACCUCCUUCCUUCUGUGACAAAGCAAAACUGGAGGAGACCGGCACACCAGAUAACGUGUUCACUAUUUUAGAGUCUCUGGCCAAGAAGACCAAGAAAGUGGAGUAAACAUCUGGAGCGUCUCACCCAGAUAAUCACUGACACCGCUGUCUUAGGGCGAGCAGAGCUAAAUUUGACCUCGAUCAUCAUGAAAUUAAAUAUAAUGUAGAUCAAUAUUAAUUCAAGGUUUUUUUUUACCUGCUAAGCCACCAGAAAACACAAGACACAGGAGUGUGUGCGGAAGUCAUUUUAACACACUCACACUUCAUUCAACCCUGUUGGCACUGUAGUAAUGGGGUAAAAACCCACACACCCCAUAUCUUGGUAUUGCAGA